Messenger RNA from Lycium ferocissimum, 622 nucleotides. RefSeq lists its product as uncharacterized. The record is from RefSeq and is a predicted model, not a curated record. Bases 63 to 341 code for a protein of 92 amino acids. Lineage: Eukaryota; Viridiplantae; Streptophyta; Magnoliopsida; Solanales; Solanaceae. The transcript has 4 exons.
AGCCCAAAUGAAACGCCUAUAUAAGAAAAAGCGCGCUCAAAUUCAUUCACACACAAGAGAAAAUGGAAGGUUCUGGAAGCGACGAUCAACUUCAACUUGCUCCCACUUCUGAAAUCGAAUCUCCGCUCUCUUCCGUCGUUUACGAGCUCUCACAACAAGUGCAACGGGCAAUGGAGAACAUGCUGAAGAUGAUAAACGAAAUUGAUCAGAGCUCUAAUGAAGUAACAGAAGACGUGGAGAAGUGCAAGGACUCUGCUCUUGAGAGGAGGAAAACUCUAGAGGAACAGAAGGAAGACUUUCAAAGAGCUGCUUAUGCUAUUUUGAACAUGCUGAAUAACUAGGAGAGUGGCUAAAAAUUGUGUAGAGGACGUCUCAGACAUUUUGACCCCAUCAUCCCUCAUAACGAUGUAAAAGUUGUAGAAUAUCCACAUUUCACUUACCUUUGAAGCAUUUCGGAAAAUAAAUUUGAGUCCUACACAUUAAAUAAGCGUUGCUUGAAUCUGAACAGUGAUAAUCGAUGUAUGUCUCUAUGAAUCAUGUGCCUUGCUGCUUGCUGACAAUCUUAAAAGUUGGGCUUUAUAGCCUCUUAAGGCAAGCUUUAACUCAGGUUCUUUUUCCUGGU